AUGGGGGAGCCCGUGCCGAGCGCGCCGCCGCUUUCGGCUCCACCGGUCGUGGUGGUCGCUCCCAGACCCAAGUCGCCGCCCAAGUACCCCGACCUCUGCGGCCGCCGGAGGCUGCAGCUCGAGCUGCAGAUGCUGAACCGCGAGAUUGGCUUCAUCGAGAUAGAAAGGCACUGUCACCCUCAAAACAGAGCUAUGAAUCCUAGUCCAAAUGAACAGAUGUCAAGAUGGAAGACAUACAGUAACAACAUCAGGAGGAGUUACAAUCACUUGAAGGAGUCCAACCUGUUUCCAGAUGCUGCAAGGAUUGCAGCAGAAACUGCAGCAAUUGCUCGAAAACACCUUGCAUUUGCGACGGAACAUGCUCCUGCUGCUCCAAAAUGUCCUGCAGCUGUGGUGGAACAUGCUGCAGCUGCUCGGAGGUUCCUUGCAGUUGCACCAGAACAUGCUACAGGUGCUCCAAAACUCCUUGCAGUUGCUGUGAAACAUGCUGCAGCUGCUCAAAAGUUCCUUGCACUUGCGGCUCAACAUGCUUCAGCUGCUCAAAAGCUCCUUGCACUUGCGGGUCAACAUGCUUCAGCUGCUCAAAAAUUCCUUGCAGCUGUGCCGGAACAUGCUGCAGCUGCACAAAACAUCCUUGCAGUUGCGCUGGAGAAUGCUGCAGCUGCUCGAAAACUCCUUGCAGUUGCGCUGGAGAAUGCUGCAGCUGCUCGAAAACUCCUUGCAGCUGCGCUGGAGAAUGCUGCGGCUGCACCAAAAAUCCUUGCAGUUGUGGUGGAACAUGCUGGAGUUGCCCAAAGGCUUCUUGCAGCAGUUGCUUCGAUGUGUCUUGCUGCAAACCGCAAUGCCAUUGCUUCAACGCUUCCUCCUGCAGGCCUCACUGCUGUAGCUGGUGGCCUUCCUGUUUCAGGCCAUGGCGGUGUAGCUGGUGGCCGUCAUGCUCCAGUUCAUGCUGUGAUCAACCAUGUUGCGGUGGCCGGAAGACAUCAUGCUCCAAUUCAUGUUGUACUCGACCACUCUGCUGCGACUGGAGGCCGUCCUGCCCCGGUUCCUGUUGUCCCCAAGGAUGGUGCCGUGGGUGGAACCCCACCUGCUGGAGACCACAGUGCGACUGCUCAUGGUGCUGCGGCUGGAAACCUUCAUGCUGUUCCGGAAGACGGUGCUGUAGCUCGAAGCCUUCGUGCUCCAGAGGCUGCUGCGCCUGCGCCCUCCCAAGACUCUCCUGCCCUGAGUAUUCUUGUGGCUGUGUCUGGUCCUGCUCCAAGUGCACAGAUGCAUGCCUCUUACCUAAAUGCACCAAAAAACCCUGCUGCAUCACUGGAUGUCUAUGUUAAGAUUCAGACCAUAAAUUUGUAUUCCUUUAUUCUAGCUUGA
This is a messenger RNA of Musa acuminata AAA Group (dessert banana), 1371 nucleotides long. RefSeq lists its product as uncharacterized. The record is from RefSeq and is a predicted model, not a curated record. The transcript is spliced from 4 exons. Bases 1 to 1371 code for a protein of 456 amino acids. NCBI's taxonomy places the organism in Eukaryota, Viridiplantae, Streptophyta, Magnoliopsida, Zingiberales, Musaceae.